This is a messenger RNA of Saccostrea cuccullata (small rock oyster), 958 nucleotides long. RefSeq names its product chitin synthase chs-2-like. Gene Ontology annotation, cellular component: cell periphery; cell septum. Gene Ontology annotation, molecular function: chitin synthase activity. The coding region runs from base 107 to 958 and encodes 283 amino acids. Lineage: Eukaryota; Metazoa; Mollusca; Bivalvia; Ostreida; Ostreidae. The record is from RefSeq and is a predicted model, not a curated record. The transcript has 2 exons.
AGUGGAUUAUGCUGCCGGUGCUGAUGCAUACACUUACGCACCGGAGAGCUUUAAUGAAUAUUUCAACCAAAGGAAAAGAUGGACGCCCUCCACACUUGCCAAUAUCAUGGCUCUACUGCAAGAUGGCAAAAAUACAGUAGAGGCUAAUCCAAAUAUAAGUUGGCUUUAUAUAGCCUAUCAAGGUUCACUGAUGGUUGCGACACUUAUAGGUCCAGCAACAAUUCUUAUGAUGAUUGCCGGCGCUUUUGUUGCCGUAUUUGGUUUGGAUCUUAUGAUGUCAUAUGUCGCCUCCUUACUUCCGGCUGUUGCAUAUUUCAUCAUAUGUCUCACAUUUCGAUUAAAUGUUCAACUAGUGAUAGCUCAAAUCCUCAGCGGAUUUUACGUUUUAAUUAUGAUGGUCGUUUUCGUCGGCGUUAUUAUUACAGCAGUGACAGAAUCUCCAUAUCACCCCAGCGUCAUAUUCAUCAUGGGACUCGUGGCUAUUUUCAUAGUUGCCGCUUUACUUCACCCAAGGGAAUGGGGCAAUAUUAUAUACGGACUACUUUACUAUAUUCUUGUUCCAUCUGGGUUCUUACUUCUAGUCAUUUAUUCUUUGUGCAAUUUGAAUGAUAUUUCAUGGGGAACGCGAGAGAGUGGUACAACGAAAGAGAAGGAAAAAGAAAAUAAAGGAUUAUUGUAUAAAAUAUUCUCCCCGUUAACAAAGAUAAAAGAAAAUUUAUUCCAAUCAAACCCUUCAGAAAAGGACCUGCUCCUUAAGGUAUUAGCGACAAUGACUGACAUUGUUGGAUUCAGGAAGGAUUCUGCAAUAAACCAUCCACAAAAUGAACAUUUGGAAGAGAUAGUAACAGAGAUGGCGCCACUUGUAAGAACACAUUCUCAAGAGCAAACUAAAGAGAGUUCAGAAAAAGUUUUUAUGGAGAAGGUAUGCAAAUAUCAUUAUGUAUCCGACGAAUAUUAG